Messenger RNA from Homarus americanus (American lobster), 8038 nucleotides. RefSeq names its product lysosomal-trafficking regulator-like (gene mv). Gene Ontology annotation, biological process: intracellular protein localization. Gene Ontology annotation, cellular component: cytosol; membrane. Gene Ontology annotation, molecular function: protein kinase binding. The record is from RefSeq and is a predicted model, not a curated record. Lineage: Eukaryota; Metazoa; Arthropoda; Malacostraca; Decapoda; Nephropidae. The coding region runs from base 581 to 5023 and encodes 1480 amino acids. The transcript is spliced from 30 exons.
UGGCAAGUGAUUGACAAUAGCAACCCCCUUCCUUCAACUGCAACAGAUGAGACAAGAACAAAAAGAAGAAAUAAUAAGGAAGUUGAGAAGGAAGGUUCCAUAGUGAAGAACGUGUACGAGCUCGGAGGAAGAAGAUAACACCGAUGGGAUGAGAGUAAGAACGCCACCAGUAAUACCAAUGAGAGUUCUUUAUCUGUAAUGAGGACCAAGUAGUCGGCCAGUUUGUGCACCACAGAGAGUCAAUCAUUUCAACAAUAGUAACACCUGCUGAUGUUCACUCGAAAUAAGGGUCUAGAAGAUAUAUGUGAGAGGAUUCUCAAGUAAAGUUGAUGUACUCACACCAGAAGAUCAGGAGAAGUGUGUAAAAGAAACAAAAGUAUCACAUCGAGUGAGUCAAGAGAUUGAGGUGGAAUCUCUACAGACAGUGAAAGAACAGAAACAGAAGAACAACCUGUUAGAAAGUCAACAAAAUGGACAGAAGAAAUCGUGAGACUGAAGAAGAUGAAACAGUCGAGGAAGAUGAGAGCGCCAGUCGUGUUAAUCUUUCCUGCCUCACACAGGUGGUGGUGGGGUCUUAGAGAUGCUGGAAACAGUGCUGAAAUAUUCUUCUGACACCACUACCAGAACCUUAUUAACAGAGGCCCUGUAUAUGGACCAGGCAAUAGUGAUGGCAAAUCAUCCACAGCCUGUCAUAAUGACUGCUGUUAUCAAGCUGUUCACAACAAUGCUGGAUAGAUGUUCACCUGAGGACAGUCUUCUGCAUCUCCGCCAGAACAUUCCCCUAAUAAUGGCUCAGCAGCUCCAUAAACAUGCAACAAUUUCCACCCAUUUAGUGUUGGCAGCAUUUUCCCUCGCCCUGGGACGUUCAUUCACAUUUGAAGAUUAUGCCGUUGACUGUGAUCCCAGCCUUGCUCUCCCACAACAGGUUGUGUUGUUCAUCCCAUUGAUGGCAUUGCUUCCCCAUUCAGCACAAGACAUUGCACUCUGCCACAAUUCUUUGAUGGUGAUGCUCGACUUAUUGCACAAGAACAUGGAACUCAUCAUUCCACUUAUCCACAAAGCACAUUUUGUGGAUUCCCUCUUGUGCACACUCAAGAAAUCUCUGCACACUGAAGGUGUAGGCGUGAGUGACGUGACCGGUGAGAGCGAGUGUGAGGUGGUUGUGUCGGACAUUACCGAGAUCCUCUCCUGGAUAAUCAACUGCCUUGUAGCGUCUCCCCAACACAAAAACUUUAUGUUGAGCUUAGAGGUCCUGCAUCACUUGAACUUGUUGUGUCGUGGGGAGUCUGCUGUAUGUGGAGGUCAGGCAAGCUGUGUGGGUCACCUGCAGGGCACUGAGGCAGCUCUUCUACAGGUGGCUCUCUCACGCAUUCAGGCCACAGCUUCCACACACCAGCACACACUACCUCGAGAUAUUAAUGAUAGCCUUAAAAUGGAAAAAACAAGUGUAUCAGGAUCCACCAGCCUACACAACUUGAAGCUGUUCUCGUCAGGUGCGCCGCGUGAGGACAGUGAUUCGGGAGUGGGCUCUGUUUUAGCCAAUUACACAACCAUUCCAUUCACAAAAAGCCUUCACAACAUAUCGGAGCAGCUGUUUGUCAGCCAGAGUCAGAGCUCCCCUGCUUUGGCUGCUGAAAACUCCAAAAAGGAAGAAAAGGUGUUGUCUCACUCUGAGUUAGUGGACAGAUUCAAAGUUCUCAUACAAAAGGCAACAGAUUUUUUAUUUAUGUCAGCGUGGUCAUCUGUUGAGGCAGUGGCGAGUGCCUUGCCCUCUGCCAGCGCUCCUGAGACUUUUAGCUUAUUUCUGUUAGAGCUUCUCUUGUGUGCAGCUGCCACCAUCAUACAACGUAAAGGUAACAGUGAACGAUGUGGCUGGGAGCGUAUGGUAUGGGGUUGUCAAGACAUCCUCCGAAUGCAUCUCAACCAUCUGUUGGCGUUGGUCACAUCUCCAAGAACUCACAUUCACACACGUAUACGUGCUGCCCAAGCCUUAGCGUCUCACCCCAAAGUUCAUGCUAUCAUAUCUUAUACUUCAAAAGCAAACCCUCAGUUGUUAUACAAAGUAGGGAUCUUCAUGCAUGAACUCCGCUACCAAAAUGAGAACAAGCUUGAUGAAUCGGCCAUCAAGAGUUGUGAGGGUGUCUUGCAGAUACUAGAAGAGUGUUCGGUUCAGGUAUUACCGCCUCCUGAGUUAUACCCGCCCCAUGGAGCCAUGAGGGAGUGGAGUGUUGUCAGUGAGGAAAAGAGGCAGUGGCAAGAAGAGUCCUCAAAGAUAGCAAUUCUUGUUGUAGAUCGAUGCAAUAAGCAGGAUAAAAGACUUUUAACCAAGAAUACCCACAUUUAUGAGGCUGUUGCACGAGAAUGUAGCCGCCUUUCACGAACGGUAGUUGAUCGUCAGAAUGUUGAACGUAAGAUUGUCUUGGGAGGCAUUAAACACUCACAGUGUCGGCACGUUCACCUUACACACCGAUGGAGAGGACUUGUUGAAAUUCUGACUCAUGAGAGGGCUACAUGGCACUUAUCACAUGCUUAUCCAAGGUCAUGGCAGCUAGACCAGACGGAAGGACCAAUGAGAGUACGCAAGAGGCUCACUCGGGGACGUCUUCACAUAAAACCUCGGUACCUAAUGCCUGAGUACAGUCAGAAAAUAGAUAUAGAGAACCAGCCAUCUCCCCUUGAGUCCGUACUGAAAGGUUCUGAGACAGAGUCUGCAAUGGCUGUGAUGAUAGAGAGACUCAAUGUGAGUGAACGCAUCGUCCACAUGACCAAGGCAUCAGUUGUGUCCCCCGGUAUGGAACAGAGCGGGGAAAUUCUCAUCAGCCGAACUGCCAUGUAUUUUGUGGGAGAACAAGUCACCAUUGACAUGAACCAGGUGGUCAAGUUAGAUGUCACCGUAGCUACAUCGCCUUACCUCUCCUUCUACCAGGGUGGCAGUAGUAGUGAGGUUGUGUCAGUUACUUGGCCUCUUGACAAUGUUCGUGAAAUCCAUAUUCGAAGAUUUCAACUGCAAGACUGUGCCCUAGAGCUGUUCCUUACUACUGGCCACUCAGUCUUAUUAGCCUUUACUGACACACAGCAUCGUAAUCAGGUGAUUGGAAUGUUGAGUAUGUCGGAUAUGCCAAAUCUGUCGAGUAAGGCCACACUCCCAGAAGUAACGGCACAGUGGCGAGAAGGGCACAUGACAAAUUUUGAGUAUCUUACUCAGCUGAACAAGCUUGCAGGUCGUUCAUUUAACGACUUGAUGCAGUAUCCUGUAUUCCCGUUCAUUCUUUCUAACUAUACAACAAAUAUUCUCAAUUUGAAUGACCCGACUAACUUCAGAAAUUUGAGAAAACCAAUAGCUGUUCAACGUCCACAUAAAGAGCAGCACUACAUGAAUAACUAUGAGAUAACAACACAGAUUAGCCAGAAUGCAGGGAAUGGACCCUACCACUAUGGCUCACACUACAGCAAUUCUGGUAUUGUCCUCCACUUCCUGGUUCGACUUCCACCAUUCACGCAGCUAUUCCUUCGAUAUCAGGAUGGUAACUUUGACAUCCCGGAUCGCACUUUCCACGCUGUACAAACCACAUGGCGGCUUGCUUCCUGUGACUCCACAACAGAUUUCAAAGAGCUCAUUCCUGAGUUUUUCUUCCUUCCUGAGAUUUUUCUAAAUUCAGAAGGUUUUAACAUGGGUGUGCGACAGAGUGGUGAAAGAGUGCACCAUGUCCAGCUGCCUCCUUGGAGCUGUGACGACCCACGAAGGUUUGUUUUAAUUCACCGUGCAGCUUUAGAAUCUCCGCUAGUCACACAGAAUCUGCAUCACUGGAUUGAUCUCGUGUUUGGCUACAAGCAAACUGGACGAGCAGCUGUAGAUGCCAUCAAUGUCUUUCAUCCCGCUACAUACUUUGGCUAUGACGUUGAGAGUGGCAGCGACGAGAUCAGUCGUGAGGCUCGUAAAGCAAUGAUCAAAACAUACGGACAAACCCCACAACAACUUUUCGCAAGUCCUCACCCAAGUGUGAGUAACACUGGACCACCGCAGAACCCUCAGGCUCCUGAGGUGCUGCAUGAAGUGCGAGGAUUACGCUGGGGAACAUAUGCUGGCUCUCCUGCUGACGAUCGUCCCAUCUUGGCUCUAGUACAAACUCUGAAGACUCCCGCCAUUUAUGUCACCAGUAUAUCGCCCACUGAGCUGCUCCUGAUGCCCUCCCACACGCACGUUCUUAAUUCUGGAAUAAAUAAAGGUAUGAAUGGUGUUUAUAUACUGUCGUCUCACCACCACGAUGGCAUCAUUCGUUGUCGGCGCCUCAAGGAUACUGUGGCUCACCCCCUGGUUUCUGUGCCACAUUAUGAUGAAGUAAUGUUAUGCAGUUGUGGAAGUAGCCAAGUGUGGAUUGGGUUAGCAUCAGGUCAGAUCUUGGUGUACUCAGUUACUCCCAGUCAUGUGAGUGAUGAAUUAACAGCCUGUGUUCCACCAACCUUCCUACUGGCACACACUGCUCCAAUCACACACAUGCAUGUGUCUGAAGCCUUCAGUGUGUGUAUUUCUGGUGCCAAAGAUGGGAUGUGUGUACUCUGGGAUACCAACAGGUUGUCUUACAUCCGAAGCAUUGGGUCCAGUGGUGUUGAAGUCUCUCUCUUAGCUAUGAGUGAGACAUUAGGGGAUUGGGCUUCUGUAAGUCCACUUGGAUCUGCUGCUUCAGUGUUGCGCUUGUACUCCAUCAAUGGAGCCCUAGUUGAUUCAGCAGUCACUCCUGCACCUGUUACAGCCAUCACCUUCUCUUCAGCCCCUGAGGGUACUGCCAUCAAUGUCAUUGCCACAAGUUUGGCAGAUGGCCUAAUCAGGUUAUGGAGUGUAUGGGAUCUGAGACCAGUAAGAGAGUUGAGAACUGACAGAGCAAGACAGCCAAUAACUUCGCUUCACUACACCCAUGACAACCAUCAUUUAUGCGGCAUCACUGAAAGUGGUAUUCUUCUAGUGUGGGAGUCAUCGCUGGUCAAGACCAAAAUUCCAAAAUUCAUUACGGUACCUUCACUGUAGACUUGUUCCUCCAAGCUAUUAGCAUGACAGCUGUAAAGAAUAGCACAAGAACACAUCAUUGUAGUGAAGAUUGUCUCCAUAUCAAGGUACAGUACACUAGAUGACAAUGAAUACUGUUACUGAGGUAGUAAAAUAUCUCACUAAUUAUAAAUAUUCUUGCAGAAUCUCUCAAAUUUUAUAUUUUACUUUGUGAACUAGCAGUUGUCAAUUUUAUGACUGUUUUUUGUAAGUACAAUAAUGUGUUAUCUUUUAAUUAGUAAUACCCCCACACUUUUUAUAUUUUUAUUUCUAUUAGUAUAGCUAGUCACAAAGUUGCAUCUGAGCUAAAACAUGUAAUAGCUUCUGAUAUUUUACUUAUUUUUACCUAUAAGCAUCAGCAGAAAUAUUAAUGAUUAUCUGCAUAUGUAUUUUAUCCAUAUGACUGAGAAAUGCAUUUAGUACUGUAAUACAGUGAUAGGUUAAUUGUAGACGCCUUUGUGUGUGUGUGUUUGUGCGUGCAUGCGUGUGUGAGGAGGGGUAUAUGUGCAUUCCCAUGUUGCAUGCAUGUGAACAUGUCAUGUAUGAGCAUAGUUUAGGUCUAAAAAUGUGCUUUGAAAUAUAUUCUUCAAGUACUGUACUUAAGGAGAGGAAAAGGGUAAUGAAAGACAAGGUGUGGCCCCCAGGGGUUUCUUUGUUAGUAUUUGUGUUGACAUUCUUGUGUAUGUUUGUGUGUACACCUGUUUGCAUUAGGGGGUAUUCAUGUGUAUAUUUGCAUCCUGGUAUUUAUAUACUGUAUAUGUAUCUAUUUAUUUGAGUAUGUGUAUAUAUGUAUUUGUGUGUGUGUAUAUCUGCUGUAUCAAAUGAUAAAUAUACGUAUACAUAAAUAUGCCAAAUUAAGCUCAAGCUACCUCCUAAUAAAGUUAUGCCUGUUAUGCAUAAAAGAAUAUUAGAGGGUUAAUGAUAAUUCACUAUUUAUGUAAAGAAAUAGUAUAAAAUCAAGUUGUAAAUGUAAUGAUGGUAUGGUAAUGUGAUGUUUCAUGUAGGUCCUUCCAUUCCUACCAUAUUUUGUUUUCUAUGCUCUGUUUGGAGUGUAGUCAUCUCUGUAUAUGGUAAUGUAGAAUGUUGUCAAGUACAGUAACCUCUUGAUGCCUAUGGCACCACAUCCUCCACUCUUGGACAAGUAAGAAUAACCCUGCUAUCCUAUUCUUUAACUUGGUGAAACUGCUUCAAGAGCAUCACACUAACUUUCUGAAAUUUUGGGCACCAUAAACUUUGCUUUUAGUUUGCUCUUAGACAAGUAAGAAAAUUCUUCUUUCUUAUAAUUUUAUCUGUUGAAAUUCUUCAAAAUUAUUUAUAACAUUGCACAAAAAUGCAUUAAUCAUAUCUUUCUAACAUUUAAUUAAAUAUAUUUUUUUCUCAUUAAGAGGCCUUCUGGAUGGAGGGCAGGUUAUUUGGAUGAUUAUAUUUAUUGUAAAUAAACAGUGAUAUUCAAGUUAGAAAAUAUUAUGGAAGAGUUUGAUAUGUUGACUUGAGUUACUUUUUCAAAUUCUCCCAUAGUAUCAGUAAUGAUUUAAUCACAGCACCAAAGAACAAGUGUUUUAAGAUUUUUCCAUUUUAGUACUGCAGAAAUUUCUUUUAAAGUGGUGGUCUGAAAAUGGUGGAAUAUCAUUUAAUAGUUGUUUUACAGUAAUAAGCUCAAGACAUGAAACUAUUCAUUGACUUGGUUUUGCUUUAUUUCAUGAUACUGUACUGUAUUGUGUUCUCUUAUUGUGAUAUAUUUCAUGCAGCUGAUUACAUAUAACAUUCCCUCCAAAUUAGUGAACUUCAAAGAUCUGAUACUAUAUUAAACUUAGGAAGAUUUUCCUCAAGGUUUUUGUGUAAUUCACAAAAUGUAUUUGAUAAUUGCAGAUUUUAGUUUUCACAUUCUAAAAUUUUUCAUUUUUAUAUAUGAUGUUUUUCAUGAUUAAGACAUUAUUGCUGCUUUUAUAUACAUUUGAAGAUAUUCUUAUAAAGAGCAACACACUAUGACUUUUAAGAAUGUGAAUAGCUUAUCGCAUUUAAUGAAAAUGUAAAGGAAGAUACAAAUUAUUCAUUUUUAUUUUAAUCAUAAGGAUUACAUAAAGUUGUAUAGAAGGACAUCGAGUUUGGUUAAUAUUUCUUGUUGUAGGUAAUUGUAUUUACCAUAUGUGCCUGUAUGUUCAAGGUUAUGCACUAGUUUACUCGGCUUCCUUUUUGUGAUAAGAAGACUAAGAUACAUGAAAGUUUUCCAUUGUUAUUUAUAAUUUUUUUUAAUUUCAUGAUAUACAAUCUGUAGUUGAAUCAUCUCUCUCUUACAUUAAGGUAAUAAUAUUUUACUGUGAUAAUAUUAGGAGAUUUUUUAACCAAAUGCAUAGGUUUUUUUAUUAUGAUAAUAAGAUGGAAGUUAUGAGAUCCAAGGUACUAACACCAAAGUUUGAGAUCUUUUAAGGACUUACUGCAUGUAGUAAAUACAGAAUUACCAAAUGCUUCCCUUUAUUAACUGUAAAAUUCCCUACAUGUAAUAAGCAUCAGUUGGGCUUACUUUUCUUAAAUGCAAAUUUUUUGCCCUGCUGUGGCAAGUAUGUACAUUGUGAUGUAGUCUGCAUAAAGUUUGACCUGAUGUUGAAAUCUAAAUGAUUUAAGUAAGAUUAUUAGUGAAUGACCAGUAGCUUGGAAAUGUAAAAGUUAAUUGUAAAGUGUUGCUCAUUGUGCUUUCCAAGAGAUUGUUAUAUGAAAAACAUAUAAAUGGUCGGACUUUUAAGUAUGCUAUAUGUUCAUGUGCCACUAAUUGUCUAGAAUGCUUGUGUCAGAGAAAUGUAGUUAUGCUGAGCCCCUGAAAUACAUUGUAUAGGAUUAAUGUUGCCAAAGACUGUCAGUAAAUGUAUGCCUUGUAUUCUUGGCUUCCAGUUGUUACUUAAAUUUUAUCUUUUAAAAAAAUUACUCCUUUUGUAUGUUAUAAUCAAAGGAAAUUGGAGAAAUAUUAUACUUUUUAAAGCAAUAAAAUACAAUGGUGCAAAA